Messenger RNA from Cooperia oncophora, 1035 nucleotides. The record is from the annotation of a GenBank genome assembly. Lineage: Eukaryota; Metazoa; Nematoda; Chromadorea; Rhabditida; Trichostrongylidae.
GAGGCACGAUCUGCUGUCGGUUCAAUCAAAUCUGAAUCGUUGUCAGAAAUCCGAAGUCUGCGAGCUCCUCCUGAAGCAAUUCGAGAUAUUCUUCAGGCUGUACUGCUUUUUAUGGGUCCUCUCAAGAAGCAGUGUCAAAGACGAGACGAAAUAAUCAACUUUGACGCGCAUCGGAUCACAAGAGACGUUCACAAGAGAGUUACAGCCCUAGUGAAGAGCAAGGAGGCGUCAUUCGAUCCCAAGAAUGCAAAGCGUGCUUCGGUAGCUGCUGCACCACUGGCUGCUUGGGUGACGGCAAAUUUGCAAUAUUCCGAGAUUCUUGAGAAGAUAUCACCGUUGGAGCAGGAGAAGAAUGAACUAGUCAGCAAUUUGUCGAAAGCUGAGAAACAAAUUGAAAAGCUUUCCAAAGGACUGCUCACCGUUGACGAGAAAGUGGCUGCUUUGAAGGAAAAAUUCGAAGCGAAUACCAUAAAAGUGGCUGGUACGUUGGUCGAUCGACUGGCUGGUGAGUUCUCACGAUGGCAGAUACAAAUGCAGUCGUUAUCACAGGAAAUGGAUAAUGUGGAAAGAUGUGCCAUCAUCACAGCUGCGUUUGUUACAUAUCUUGGUGGAUGUUCAGAAAAAACUCGCAUGGAAGUGCUGAAAUCGUUCCAGCAGAACAGCAGUUUGCCCGAUUUUAGCCCUGUUACGUUCUGCGCCAUGGAAACGGAACAGCUGAAUUGGAAGAACCAUGGCUUACCUGGAGAUUCGCUUUCGGUGGAGAAUACUGUAGUGAUGUUCAACAACACCCAAACACCGCUGGUUAUUGAUCCGACUGGACGGGUGGCUGCAUUCUUGCAUUCUUUCAUUGACAAGUCGGAACUCCUCAGAGCUGCUCAGAAUGAUUUAUUCACACAGAUUGAAUUCGGAAUUCGAUUGGAUAAGAGCAUAUACGUUGACCGACGUUUCGGAUGGACGCUGCCCUUGUUCAUCUUCAGGAAGGAGUUUAUCAUCUCACGGGCACGGCAGUCUGAAUUAAGUCAACGCAAUUAUUAA